Molecule: messenger RNA, 1857 nt
Organism: Drosophila navojoa
Lineage: Eukaryota; Metazoa; Arthropoda; Insecta; Diptera; Drosophilidae
Gene: atms
Product: RNA polymerase II-associated factor 1-like protein antimeros
Biological process (GO): transcription elongation by RNA polymerase II
Cellular component (GO): Cdc73/Paf1 complex
Molecular function (GO): chromatin binding; RNA polymerase II complex binding
Source: RefSeq, a predicted model, not a curated record
GUCUAACUUAUCUACAAAUGUAUCAAAUUUAUUAAUUUUAAAGUAUAGAAAUGCCGCCGACUAUAAACAAUUCGGCCGUUAAUAGCGCCACUGAUAAGCGACCACCACGGCAAACAGAACGCAAAUCCGAAAUAAUUUGCCGCGUUAAAUAUGGCAAUAAUCUACCGGAUAUACCCUUCGAUCUGAAGUUCCUGCAAUAUCCCUUCGAUAGCAAUCGAUUUGUGCAGUAUAAUCCAACGUCGCUGGAACGUAAUUUCAAAUACGAUGUACUGACUGAACACGACCUGGGGGUGACAGUAGAUCUUAUCAAUCGGGAGCUCUACCAGGCCGAUCCCAUGUCCCAAUUGGAUCCGGCUGAUGAAAAACUACUAGAGGAGGAGACAUUGACGCCGACAGAUUCAGUACGGUCGCGACAGCACUCUCGCACUGUAUCCUGGUUGCGCAAAUCCGAGUAUAUUUCGACUGAGCAAACGCGCUUCCAGCCACAAAAUCUGGAGAAUAUUGAGGCCAAGGUGGGCUACAAUGUGAAAAAAUCUCUGCGUGAAGAGACCCUUUAUUUGGAUCGGGAUGCACAAAUCAAGGCCAUUGAGAAGACGUUCAGUGAUACUAAGAACGAAAUUACCAAGCACUACUCCAAACCGAAUGUGGUGCCGGUGGAGGUGUUACCCAUAUUCCCCGAUUUUACCAAUUGGAAGUAUCCAUGUGCUCAAGUCAUUUUCGACAGCGAUCCUGCACCACAGGGCAAAAAUGUGCCCGCCCAGCUGGAGGAGAUGUCGCAGGCCAUGAUUCGAGGUGUGAUGGACGAGAGCGGAGAACAGUUUGUUGCCUACUUUCUGCCCACAGAGACAACGUUGGAAAAACGUCGCGCAGAUUUUGUGGCCGGCCAACUCUACAAGGACGAUGAGGAGUAUGAAUAUAGAAUUGCUCGAGAAUAUAAUUGGAAUGUCAAGACAAAAGCAUCCAAGGGCUAUGAAGAAAACUACUUCUUUGUCAUGCGACAAGAUGGCAUCUACUACAACGAGUUGGAAACACGUGUGCGUCUCAACAAGCGUCGCGUGAAGGUUGGCCAGCAGCCGAACAACACGAAAUUGGUGGUUAAGCAUCGUCCACUGGAUGCCAUUGAGCAUCGUAUGCAACGCUAUCGGGAGCGCCAGCUGGAGGUUCCUGGUGAAGAUGAAGAGGAGGAGGAGGAAGACAAUCAAAUGGAAACAGAAGAACAAUCCGCAACCCAGCCUGCAGCUGAGGAGGAAAAGGCAGCAGCAGACACCGCUGCCAAAUCAAAAACUUCUCCUGACGAGGCAGCUGCUGGCAACCAGACACCUGUGCCGGAUGCACAAGAGCAACGAGAACGGCAAUCGCGCUCCAGAACUCGCUCCGGCGGCAGUCGUUCUCGCACGCGUAGCCGCAGCGCUGGUAGCGGCAGUGGCAGUGGCAGCGCAGCCAGCGGUUCGCGCAGUCGCAGUCGCUCAAGCUCAGUGAGUGGCUCUGGCUCACGUGCCAGUAGUCAUUCCAAAUCAGGAUCCCGAUCACCAAGCGGCUCACGUUCACGCUCCCAAACACCAGCCGGCUCCCAAAAGUCCGGCAGUCGCAGUCGCAGUCGCAGUCGUAGUCAGAGUCGAUCCAAAUCAAAGUCGAAAUCCAAAUCAAAGUCACCCAGUCGUAGUCGCAGUCGCAGUGCAUCAGGAUCACGUUCUGGAUCAGGCUCUCGCUCGCCAAGCCGUUCGCGCAGCGGCUCGCCAAGUGGCUCGGGCUCCAGCUCUGGCAGCGGCUCCGAGGAGGAAUAAAACUGAACAGAAUCUUUUUCUGCAUGUAAUUUACGAAGAAUACACAAAAAUAAACAAACAAAUGAAAUUGGAA